AGAGUGCUUCAGGGUGUGGUAGAAGUGACAUUGGUCUCAUAAGAAACUCUACUUAAAUUUUGUAAUCGUUCAAAGUUGAAUAAAAAAAUUUUUGAAGUCUAACAACGAAGUUGAAAGCGAGUUAAAACUGAAAUUAAUUAAGUGAGAAAGAGAAAAAAACUAUAACAGAGAAGCUUAAAAUUAUAUAAUUUUGAACAAGUUGAGUCCACAAGCUUGUCUUAUUUGUAAUUAAAAUUCAAUUAGUUAAUAGUGAAGAAGUGAAAGACUCGCUGAUAACAGACAAACAGCCAGCGACACGACACGACAAUAAAGACGAGAAGGAAACUGGCCGCUAAACAAAAUGUCACAAACUAAUAAACUACCGAAAACAAACUCACUUCUGCCAUCAAUUAAUUAUAAGCAAUUUGUAUCAUUAAUAAUCUUGCUACUAGUCACAUCAUCAACAUCACAAACACCAACUGCAAUUUAUGAAUGUCCGAGUGGUUGUGAGUGCAAUGAAACCACUUUCAGCGCAAAAUGUGAAAACUUGAACGAACUCAUAACAAGCUAUAGUCGAAAACAACAUAACUUUAUGCCAAUUAAAUCACUUGACUUAUCGAAUAAUCAACUUACAAAGCUUACCAAUCAAUUGGAACUUUUGGUAAACAUAACCGAAUUAAAUUUGUCACACAAUCAAUUGACGCAAGUGCAUAAAUUGAACUUUGAACAUUUGGAGACUUUGGAUUUGAGUCACAAUCAAAUAACAUCUGCAAAAUUAAAGAAACUUCCAAAACGAGUUGUUCAUCUUAAAUUAUCUUACAAUGAAAUCACAUAUUUGCCGGUGGACUUCAUGAAGUUGAAGAAGCUUCGUUCACUUGAACUCGAUGGUAAUCCUUUAAAUUGCACAUGCAAUACACUUCACGUUCGUAAUUGGAUAACUUUCAAUCAUGUUUGGUCCGACAAGCAUAUCGUUUGCAUGUCACCGCCAAUUGUCAAAGGAAGGCCGUGGUUACAAGCUCGUCAGAAUGACAUCUGUAUUGAACCAUCAUCAACCACAACACAAAGAAGUAAAUACAAUUGGGAUAACUAUGACGAUGAAAACGAAAUCAUGAUGGGCGAUCAACCACAAUCAGAUGUCGAUGAUGUUGAAUAUGAAGAAGAAGCAGAAUAUGAAGACGAAGAAGUUAAAGAUAAAGAUUCAAAUGUUUUCGAUGAAGAUAAAGAAGUUCAUGAUGAACCAGCACCAGAUGACGAUGAUGAUGAAUCUGAAGCGAAAGAUAUAUUUGAAGAUGCCAGUAAGAAACCUGAAGAGAAAGAAGACGAAAAAGUUGAAUAUGAAGAUGAUCCACAAGACGACGACGAUUUCAUGCCCGUUUCAUCAAAUUCUGAGAGUAGUUCAACAGUAGAACCAGAAAUUGUUAGUGGACCAGAGAAUGAAGAUGAAGGGUCUGGUUUUGAUGCUUCAGCGAUGCCUCUAACAACAGAAGAAGAUGACAGUGAUGAGUCUGGUAGUGGAAUUCCUAUCUACAUUCCCUCAAAAGAUGACCUUGAAAGUUCUACUGAACCAGAAGAGAAAGAAACAAUUCCACCUUUAGGUAUUUUUGAAGACAACACAGAAGCACCAUUUGGUGGUCAUAGAGAUGUUUUACCUGGAAAAAGUGAUGCAAGUGUUGAUGAAGAUAAAUCUGCGAAGAUUUCUGCAAAUGAAAUUGAAACAGAGAAAGCUGGAACAGAUGAAAACUUCGGGACUUAUGUUUUGAUUGGAAUCUUGGGUGUUUGUCUUCUUGGAUUGAUCAUUUUCCUCGCCAUGAAGAAUAGACAAGAAGAAAAGAGAAAUCGUCGUAUGUAUGAUGUUGAAAAGAGUGGAGCGACUGAACUUCAAGAUAUGGACAAAAGAUUGUUGGGAAAGCCAAUCGAUAAAAAUGGUAAUGGAAAGACGGAACAAUCGCCACUUAUGAACGAUUACCCUAAUGAGCCAUUGCGAAAUGAUGAACAACCAGCACCAUAUACCACCUUCCAAACACCUGAUGUGACCGUUGAAGAACCAAAAGCAGUUCAGAAAGAUAAUGAUAAAUUGCAGCAGCAACCUUAUGUGAAUGGAAAUGGACGAAUCGAGCCAGUUCAUAAAGCACCAUCCAAUGGAUCAAUUCCAAAGCUUCCAGAUAGUGAUGACGAAACUUUCCAUCCUGCUACUGACAGUCCGAUUAGCCCUGAGUCGUUGAACGUUUCACCAGAACCACCAAAACGUUACAGUCCUGUUUACUCCCCCGCAUCGCCACGAAAUGAUCGCUAUUCGCCAGUUUAUUCACCUGAAACAGGACGUGUUAAAAUCAAAUUGACAGAGACACCAAAGGCUAAAACUCCUGUUUUGGUGACUAGAAGUCGAAGUGGAGCAGGAGAUUACGUCAACACACCAAACUAAAAUAGUCUAAGAAUUUAUGAUAAAGUUGUCAGCUUUGCGUUAUUUGUGUGAAUGAAGACGAAGAAAUUCAUGAAAUUAAUUUUUUUUAAAUACAGUUUAUGAAAAGAAAUUAUUUAAAGAAAAAAUCAAAUCUUUUAAAAUCGAAAACUAUAAAAGAAGAACAUACAUUUUUAUUGUAGAAAACAGAGUGAAAUUUAGUUUUUAAUAUAAUAUAUCAUCUUAAAAGCAUAAAUAUUUUAAUAGGUCAUUUCAAAUGAUUAUGAUGAUCAAAAUGAUAAGAAAUAAAAACAGGAAAAAAAUUAAAGAAAGAA
Messenger RNA from Clunio marinus, 2712 nucleotides. The record is from the annotation of a GenBank genome assembly. NCBI's taxonomy places the organism in Eukaryota, Metazoa, Arthropoda, Insecta, Diptera, Chironomidae.